AUGUUCGAGGUAUUACCGACUACUCGGGGCAAGAAAAAAUUCGGCGGACGUUUUACCAAUCGGCCAUGUGAUGCACUGGUCACUAUUUGGAGAUUCGAGAUUGCCUUAGCGGUUUUGACCACAGUCUUAAGUCUAUGUGCCUGCCUCCUCGUGGCACAUACGGUUAUUGCAAAUAAUCCAGCGACAUCACCGCCUGCGGCUGCGCAGUGGCUUACGAAACCUUUCAAGUUUGGAAAAGACUGUGUUAGACGUCUGUGGAGCAAGUCUAGACGUGACAAGGAAAGGAAAGAAGCUGAAGCAAAUCUCCUUCCGACCGAUCCGGAAGCCUUGGAAUAUAUCGAUCAUGAGAUGGGCAUCAGAACCCGUCCGAUAUGA
Molecule: messenger RNA, 375 nt
Organism: Penicillium canescens
Lineage: Eukaryota; Fungi; Ascomycota; Eurotiomycetes; Eurotiales; Aspergillaceae
Exons: 2
Coding region: 1-375 (124 amino acids)
Source: RefSeq, a predicted model, not a curated record